AUAUGGGUGGGUGAUCAAGGGGUGGUUGUUGCCGCUGCACCAAGUCCAUAAGGCCUAGGGGCUUGGAGCAUCUUUUAGCGGGCCUGCAGUAAUCCUGGCGGAGGCCUUUAUGAGACUAGGCUGGAAGAAAUCUGCUGAGUACACCGUGGCAAAUGAAUGAGGGCAAGCAAGCGAGGGCGAGGCGUUGCAGUGUGACUGUGGUUGCGUGCAAUUCUUUUUUGGAGGUAGCGGCUUCUGUACUAAAACCUGUGCAUGAAUUCUUCUUCUGACUGGCUUGACAAAUGAUGACGCAUGACGACAUGUGUUUGAUUGCCAAAAAACUUAAUAUCGCAAGUGGAAACAUAGUAAGUGAUUGGAUAGGCUCAUCACAGGAUUGCUUUUAUUAUCUUUACUACAAGGUGGCUGCAUUAGGUGAGUGGACAUGUACAGUAUGGUCAUCAGGAUUUGUGGUCGUGUGCAUGCAGUCUGCUCAUCAUGUUCCGAAUGGUGAGCUAGUCAUCUGAUGGUUUUUGAGCUUGUUUGGGCAUGCGAUGCACCCAUUGUCUGGCUUUGCAAGAUGGGGAGUAAUCUUGCUUUCUACAGCUGCAUUGCACAGAUAUAUCGAUAUGCGAGCAUUUUUGACACAUCAGCAAGCCCUCUAUGGGAAAAAUUUGGUUAGAAUUUGCGCUUCAGUAAUGUGGCUGGCACAUUUGUUUAUCAUGGUUAUUCUGCAUGUGUAAAAAUCGGUUUAG
Messenger RNA from Coccomyxa subellipsoidea C-169, 731 nucleotides. RefSeq lists its product as hypothetical. The record is from RefSeq and is a predicted model, not a curated record. The coding region runs from base 503 to 658 and encodes 51 amino acids. The transcript has a single exon. NCBI's taxonomy places the organism in Eukaryota, Viridiplantae, Chlorophyta, Trebouxiophyceae, Coccomyxaceae.